AUGUCCACUAUGAGGGGUCUCAAGAACUUCAUAGCCGAUGUCAGGGCCACAAUUGCACCAGAGGAUGAGCUUAAAAUCGUGAAUGAGGAAAAGGCGAAGAUUCGCCAGUGCUUCGCUUCUCCCAAGGCAGAUUCCUACGACCGCAGAAAGUACUGUCUCAAGUUGAUGUACAUGCACAUUCUGGGCCACAACAUAGACUUUGGGCUCCUGCAGGCGUCUCAGCUGAUGACGUCGAAGGUCAGGGACGAGAAGAUCGUCGGCUACAUUGUUCUUGGAGAGCUUCUGCACGACAACAAGGACUUCCUGCGCCUUGUCACUCAGACGAUCAUGUAUGAUCUUCAGCAAGUUAAUGAGUUCGCAACCCCUCUUGCCCUGACGUUUGUUGCCAAUGUGGCCAAUGCAGAGAUGGCGGAGGUCGUUGCGCCGGCAUGCAUGCAGCUGGUCGCUGCCCAGAAGACCCAGGUCAACUCAUAUAUCCGCAAGAAGGCUGCACUGGCCCUACUUCAUUGCUACAGAGUCAACCCGGCCUCAGUGGACACUGAAAACAUCAACUCCAUGCUCAUCACCCUUAUGGAGGCAAAGAACGUAGGUUUCCUGAGUUGUCUGACACACCUGCUGUAUGGAAUCUCCGAUGUUAACUCUAAGGUUUUCGAGGUCAUCAAGACCCGCGCAAUCUACCUUCUGAGCAAGAUAAUUCUCAAAAAAGAAGUCUCUGUUGAUCACCAAUACCAUGGGUGUCCGUGCCCCUGGCUGAUAAUCUCUCUGAUGCGCUUCCUGCGGCGCCUGGCCCCCAGGUUGGAGGAGGCUCAAGACAAAGAUCAUGGCCUUAUCAACCAGCGCACCAUGUUGGAAAGUGUCAUCAAUGAGAUUUUCAAAAUGUGCUCUGGAAUCUCCAGUAGUGCACCGAUUGACAAGCAGCAAAUAUUUUGGGCCCUUGCUUAUGAAACGGGCGUCUUGUCGAACUAUUACGCUGAGUACUUUGAGGAAACUAUCAAGGUCGACUUUAUGAUCAAGACGGUCACAGCUAAGGACACAAAGCCGAAUGUCCGCUUUGCGGCGCUCUCUACUCUUGCGGAGAUGUCCCGCAUGGUCAACGUAAACAUCGCGAUCCGCGCCAACAUACGCUCAAUCGUUGAGAUAGUCUCUUAUGAAAUGGACUUUUCGCUCCGCGGUAAAGGACAGGUUCUUCUGUUCAAUAGUGCAGAUGUGGAGACAGCCGAGGGCAUAGUUCUCUGCCUCCUUGGAGGUGCAAAGGCCACUCGCUUCCCCAAGGACUAUCGAGAGGACUCGCUACUGCGUGCCGCUAUCCUUUGUGAGCGUUACGGGCUUUAUAGCACCAUUGAGGUUGAUGGGGUUGACACCGUGAAGGAGUCUCUGUGGACUCUGCGUGCUAUGAUCAACCUUCUCCCCACGGCGUCUGAGUUGCACCUUCGUUUUAUUUGGGCGAAUCUGGCCAACGCAAUUAUGCUGAAGAUAGUUGGCGCAGAUGAGUAUCCUGACCUCAAGGCGCAGGUUCUGUUUCAAAUUAUUUCUGCCUGCUUCAACCAGGAGCAGAUCCAACAAGGUAACCUGCUCGUUGUCGACGAUCCGUUGAUACUGACAACGGCCUGUUAUAUUAUAACCGAGUCUGUCUUUGAAAGCUUUGGGAAAGGAUUUGAGGGAAUCUUCUAUGGGAUUGAAAACACGCGACUCUUUGCCGAGUAUGGACCUCUGUUCUCCGCCGAGGCCAUCUUCCAGAUAGUUUCCCAGGCCAUCAUCAUGCUUUCUAAUGGAUCAUUCAAGGAGGAGCAACCAGUAGCCGUUAGCGCCAUGAUUGCCCUCUGCUACAUGAGCGUGUGUCCGAUGGAGAACUUGCAGAUGCUAAUAGAAUCACCUGUGGCAGACGUUCAGCAACGAGCAGCAGAGGCAAUGGCUAUCAUGCAAAUUCCUGACAGAGAGCUGGUUGCGACCCUACUCCAACAGACUCCUCUUCUCAAGAACAUCCGCGGACUGGAAGCCAUGAUUAAGAAAGGCGGUGAUGAUAAGCCGUACAGAGAUGAGGACAUCCCAGAUAGCGACGACACUGGCACUAACCCCAGCACAUAUGUCGAGGACACUCCUGACUCCACGCAGCCUGUUCAGUCUAUUCAACCAGUACAGCCGGCUACCAUGCAACCAGCCCAGUAUGUUCAGCAAGCGCCGCAGCAGACUAUGCCGCCGCAAACCCUUGCAUCCAUGAUACCAGGCGGUAUGCCUGCAGCCGUGCCUGCUCCGGUGACCAUGCCAACUGCCGCCCCUGUACCGAUAGCACAAACUAUGCCUGCUCCCCAAGCUACUAUGGCGCCAGGCUUAAACGAUCUUCUUUCACUGUAA
Messenger RNA from Giardia duodenalis, 2352 nucleotides. RefSeq names its product Alpha adaptin. Gene Ontology annotation, cellular component: AP-2 adaptor complex; membrane coat. Gene Ontology annotation, biological process: clathrin-dependent endocytosis; intracellular protein transport. Gene Ontology annotation, molecular function: clathrin-cargo adaptor activity. NCBI's taxonomy places the organism in Eukaryota, Fornicata, Diplomonadida, Hexamitidae. The transcript has a single exon. Bases 1 to 2352 code for a protein of 783 amino acids. The record is from RefSeq and is a predicted model, not a curated record.